AUUGCUGCUUCCCUUAGUCCUCAGCUGAGGGCAGAUUUACAAGCACCUGUCCCUUUGCAGGGAAGCUGAACUACAUUCUCCACCACUCCCUUCGAGAUUGUCACGAUGCAGUUGCUUGAUAACAAGCCAAACAGGAAUUGAUGAGAGCUACAUGGGAGAGAUUUAAAGAUUUCAGCUGCUUCUGCAGUUCAGGCCAAAUCCUGCCCUUUCCUCUACUUCAGUUCUGCUGCCGCUGGGUUCCUCUAACUAUGCGAUUCUGCUGCACGUUGAGAGUGAGAAGGGUCUGGAUAUGAAGCACUCAAGCAUAGGUUUGUGUGGAACGGAUCUGAGCUCUGUGGGUUCUCCCUGCUGUGGAGGGGAAUGUGGGAUGGAACAAGAUGCCUUUGUGAUGAGCACAGUAUAAAUGUCAAUGGAUUGUGAUCCUUGUGGGUCUACUUCCCCUGCCUGUCCCUGAAUACAGGAACUGCAACCUGAGUGGAGCCCUUCUGUGCCCUGACCUUGCAAUAAGCAGCCCCUGAGUAGCUCUGCCUUCCUUCCCCCUUCUACUUCCCCUCAGCCUUCUCAGGCAUUUGACUGAGAGGAAUGGAACUUGCCCCUCUAUGAAGUCACAUACUCCUGACUGACAUCAUAGUACUUUUCAUACCAACCAGAUGUGGUGUGUCUCAGCAGAGGAUUGGGAGUAGAGAUGGGGGGAAAAAACGUCUCCUAUUAACUCUCCAAUAAAGAUGAUGUUUCUCAUGCAAAUGACUCUUGUAAUGAAGAGUUGAGGGAAGAGAAAUACUGAAAACAGGCCCAAUAAAUAGAAUGUUUCUCAAAGUUUUCCACAAGGCAUCAGCUGGAUCUUUGAGACAAAGUCUCUUUUGGGAAAUUAGGCACUUGACUGUGGUAUCACUGUAAAUACCUCGUAGCGAAUGGGCACGUGAGGCAUGUUCCAGGUGAGUGUUGGGAUUGUUGUAUGAUUUCCCCUCUAUCUGGGUGAAGAUGCCAAGUUAAAAACUUUAGCAAGAAACGGGUGCAGAGGUGUAAAAAUGCGGUGCCCAACAACAGUCAAACUACUCGUUUAUUCACUCUGUUCCAAAUGGGAUGCUGAUUUGAAAAUCCAUUUUCCUUCAUUAUGUGUGUGUUUAAGACCCGUACAUCCUAUCCUUCUCCAGCAUGAUCCUGGAAAGUUCCAUUGAGCUUCUAAAAAUAAUCAAGCAAGAUCUGGGUCCAACUCUGUAUUGACUGAACUCAACAUGAGUUUUGCUGUUGCCUUCAGUGGGAGAAGCAUCAGGCCUACUCUGGGCAACUGUAUGCUCUCUUUAACAAAGAAGUCAAAGUCAAAAUAUCUAAUGUCUCACUCUCAAGAUUUGUGACUAAUCGUCCUCCCUUUUCAAGAAGCUUUUAAGAAAUAUUCCAUAUAAACUAAGGUCCAGCGAGAUCAGUGCUAUUUGGGAUCAGUAUGUGCUCAGUGAUUAAUCCUUUACGUUGCCAGUCUUGAAUUGUGAUGCAACUGUUCUCGGACAACUUGGCAACAGCAAACCAGCAGAGCUGCUAUUGACCCAGAGUAGCAUCUGGAAGCAAUGGCAUUAUUAAUACAAUAAGCAAAGUUUUCUGUGAAUUACUGUGCUACUCUGUGAGAGCUGAUGAGCUGGUUAACACCUUUUACUUAUUUUGUGAGGCUCCAGCGCUGGAAAGGAAUGAAUGUACUUGUGAAGCACCGAGAACUAAAAUAGCAGUGAUUCAGUUAUAGUCGAGCCAAAUCUUCUUAAAAUUAAACUCUAUUGUGUUAGAGAUUUUUACUUUUUUGAUACCUAUAUUAUUAACCUCUCUGAUAAGAGAGGGAAAUGUAAUACAGUGAUAUUGGAGAAGCCUCGCACAUUACAUCUAAGCUGUUAUCUCAGGGGCUGAAUAAGAAGAAACUACUUUUCAUCUUGUAUGUUAUGGGAAUCCGAUGAGCAGAAUGUCUAAUUCUUAAGGUUACUAGAUAUUUAUAAACCUAGUUCUCUUUGGGAAUAGUUUAAUUUGCAUAACUUUCAAAUAGGUUGUGUGCAAUAUCUAUUUUUUUCUUUAAAUAACAACAAACUAUGUUGGAUGGCCCUAGCAACCAGGAAUUUCAUGGGUGGUGGAGGAUGUAUCUCACUUGAAAGUCACUUUUAACUAUGGCUCAACCAUUUGUGAUUUGAAAUUCACUAGCAUUUGAUAGCUUAUAUAUAAGUAGCUGUGUGCCCAUCAUAGAGAGGCCCCCUUGUUGGAUCAUAUUAAAGAAGUUCUGUAUUAAAAUCACAAAUGAGUUUGAUUCCCCAUAGUUUAAAUUCCAGGGUAUUACUAAUUAAGAGGUCUCUUGGUUUUUGGUACUGUUUCUCUCCCUCUAUGUGUGAAACUUGCAAGCUGCUAAUUGCGUUAGUACAUUCUAAGACAGAGUCUGUUCUCAAAGCAAUUCACACAGAGAGACACUCAAAGCAAUACUCUGUAACAACAGAAACCGCACCCAGAGACUCCCCGCCCUUUUGUUGUAUUAACAAUUGUGAUUAAAAUAGAGAUAGAGGAUGUAUGUGGAUAAUAAUGGUCAGGGAGGUGCCAGCCUAAGAAUCCAGUGUCCAUUGGCUGAAGAAGGCGUCAAGUGGAAAUAACCAGAGGACCCCCGGAGGGCAGACUGGAAUCCACCCAAUAGCCUCAACAAUGGGAGAACCAAAGAACAAGAUAACUUCUGGCAGCACGGAGCCGUCAGGAAUGUGCCAUCUGUUGAUUGAUUCAGCAACAGCAUGAUGAAGCAAUUCCCAUAGACUGGCAUAGGAAGAAAUUCCUAUAAAAAUGGACUCUAGAAAGUGAGAACUUUGGGGUCUGAUUCUGCAAACCAACUUCCAGGAGCCUCAGAUGUGCAUCUGACAAGGCCCUGCUCCCUCCUCCUGUCCAGGCCACCUGGCCAGUGGCUUGGCAUGAGCAAUUCUAAGGCUGGUUUUAUCUGUUAUUGAGGAGACUUCCCCAUCAACCUCAAGGCCAGCAUUGUGUAGUGAAGGAAAAUGGAGCUUGCAGAUCUCUUGAAAUUUCCCGUCAUGGAAAUCAAUGGAACAACAGUAACAGUGGCUCUGCUGGUGAUCCUCCUAAUGUUACUCUGUUGGUACUCCACCUCUUCGUUUUCCAGGCUGGAGAAGGUGGGUAUCAGGCAUCCUGCACCUUUGCCUUUCAUCGGAAACCUGCUGUUCUUUCGCCAGGGAUUUUGGGAAAACCAUACAAAACUGAUCAAGGAGUAUGGACCUGUUUGUGGAUACUACAUCGGUCGGCGAAUGUACGUGUUGGUGUCCAAGCCAGAGAUGAUAAAACAUAUCUUAGUGAAGGACUUCAGCAACUUCACCAACAGAAUGACACCAGGCUUGGUUACCAAGCCAGUAAUUGACAGCAUUCUCUGUCUGCGGGAUCAGAGGUGGAAAGAAGUUCGGAGCAUACUGACCCCGGCCUUCAGCGCUGCAAAAAUGAAAGAGAUGACUCCACUAAUAAACCAAGCAUGUGAUGUCCUGCUGAGUAACUUGAAGGUGUAUGCAGAUUCUGGCAAGGCUUUUGAUAUCCAAAGGAGUUACGGCUGCUUCACCUUGGAUGUCGUUGCUAGUGUGGCUUUCGGUACCCACGUGGAUUCUCAGAAGAAUCCUGAUGAUACCUUUGUUAAGAACUGCAAAAAGUUCUUUGAAUUUUCAGUGCUUAGGCCCAUCCUAAUUCUAAUAAUUGCAUUUCCAUUCAUAAUGAUCCCACUGUCCCGGAUUUUGCCAAACAAGAGUCGUGAUGAGAUGAAUGGAUUUUUUAUCAAAGCCAUUAAAAGUAUGAUUGCCUUGAGAGAUCACCAAGAUGCAAAUGAGAGGCGCAGAGACUUCCUCCAGUUGAUACUCGAUGCUCGCAGCUCUACUAACUGCAUUGGUGUGGAGCACUUUGACAUAGUCAACCAAGCUGAUGUUUCCAUUCAGGACCAUAAGCCUCCUGCUGACAAGGCCCUGCCUAAAAAGGUUCAGAAGACAUUGUCUGAGGAUGAGAUUGUAGGCCAAGCCUUCAUCUUCCUCAUUGGUGGGUAUGAGACCACCACCAAUGCCCUCUCCUUCGCCACCUACUUAUUAGCCACCAACCCAGAGUGCCAGGAGAAACUGCUGCAGGAGAUAGAUGAGUUCUCUGGAAAACAUGAUGUUCCUGACUACCAAAAUGUCCAAGAGCUCCCUUACCUGGAUAUGGUGAUUGCAGAGACAUUGCGCAUGUACCCACCUGCAUUCAGGUUCACUCGGGAGACAUCAAAGGACUGCGUAGUGAUGGGACAGCAUAUUCCAGCUGGCGCCAUAAUAGAAAUUGCAGUUGGACCUCUACAUUAUAACCCUGAGCUCUGGCCAGAACCUGAGAAAUUCGUCCCUGAGAGGUUCACAGCAGAGGCCAAACUACAGCAGCAUCCCUUCACAUACCUCCCAUUUGGAGCAGGACCUCGCAGCUGCAUUGGCAUGAGGAUGGCUUUGCUGGAGAUAAAGAUGACCCUGCUGCGGAUCUUGCAGAAGUUCAAAUUUGAAACCAGUCCCGAGACCCAGAUUCCUUUGCAGUUGACAUCUGUAUCCUCAUUAGCACCAAAAAACGGAGUCUAUGUUAACAUAGUACCUCGAUAGAGCAAAAACCCCAUUCUGAAAGCCUCCAAGGAGGUGAUCCAUUGUUCAGUGGCUCGCUGAUAGAGUGGGGGUAACAUUUUCAAAAGUACUUAAGUGACUUGGGAGCCUAAAUCUCAUUGAAAGUCAAUUGGACUUUAAAUGGGUGGGCCAAAAUCCUGCUGAUUUUCAAUGAGACUCAGGCUCCUAAGUCACUUUUGAAAAUGGGACUUAAGUACUUGGGAAAGUUUUACCCAAGCCCAUGACUGUGAAUAGUCUCUGAAAAAGCCUCCCACUUUUCAGCCGCCUUAGUGGUCGUAACAGGGCCCACUUCAUUUUACUUAUCUACAUGGGAGUUUGUCCAGGCUCCAAUCUUAGCAGUCUGCACUCCUCACCUUCGGUAAAUUUUUAUAAGAUGCUGAACAAUCACUUGUUAGCUAACACGUUUUAACAACAGACCUUUAAAUCUGAGUCUCAAACUCUGAAAGCCAACAUGUGUGGUGGUAACAGCAAGGACUAGGAAUCAGGACACCUGGAUCCUACUCCAAACCCUGCAGUUGACCGAUCUUGAGCAGAUAGCCUAACCUCAUGGUACCUGUCAAAUGAAGAUAAUGCUUACUCACCUUUUGUAAAGCACUCUGAGACAUUUGGAUGAAAUGUGCUCAUAUUAUCCUCUAACUUUUGUUACAAUGGAUUUUAAAAUAAUGGUAAAUGUCUGUAUAAGCAGGACCAGACCAAAAAAUGUUGUAGACUGCUAUUAAGUUUUGUCUGUUACCGAAUAGUAUUUAGAGAACCUUGGAAUAUACAAGUUUGAAGUGUUCAGGAGAACUCGGGGAAUUUUAGGAUGACCUGAAGAUGGUGGCACAGCAGGAGUUUUCCCAGCAUGGCAUGACGCUUUUCCUUUCUAUGCAUUUCAGUUGGCACUAUACUUGGGCAGAGGAAAUGAAGGAGGCUGCAUGCACUAGUGCUUAAAGUCAAGGAUUGGGAGCCAGGAAAAUCAGUUCCAAUAGCUACACUAACUCAUUAGGCGACCGUGCAGCAAGUCACUUCACCAACUUGUGCCUCACUCAACCCACAUAGGAAAGAAUGUGGGUGAAUGCUAGGCCCAGCGGCUGCCUGCAUGUCUUCACAGUCACAACAGCACUUAUUUGAUUCUUCAGGACCGUUUGCCCACAGCAUCUGCAGUAGCUAAAAGCAAAUUUUUCCAUGUUUGGAAUUUUUCCAUAUUUGCACACAUGGAGCAAACGGUCUCUUCUGCUGCAUCCUGGCCCACCCCAGCAGUGGCUCAAACUACAGUUUUGGGGGCCGCAUGAUACCUAGAUAGAGGCAGAGAGUUUACUCCAUACCCAACCCUAGGUGGAAAAUUAAGAAAAAGGAAGAAAGUUGUCAUAGGCCCAAGUUUUUGUGUGUGUCCCUGUUGCAGGCCCCUGGGUCCUAUGUGGGCUAGUGGAGUGUCACUGAGCAUCCUUCACACUAAGACACUGACCAUUACAGCUGCAGCAUGUUUAGAAUUCCCAGCAGCCUCUACUGCUUCUUAAGCCUCAAGGAACUGUGGCCCAGAUCCUCAGAGAUAUUCCACUGAUUUCAAUGGAAGUCAACGAGCCUAAACACCUUUGAGGAUGUGGGCACUGGUCCCUUCCCAGGCAGACUAGCAGCACCGAGGACAUUACGGAUCACUAGAGGAAGUUCUAUCCACUGAAGAAGGUAGGUCUCAGUUGGAGAGUGGGGUGGUAAGAGGCAGCCUUCCAAGUGUUCGGGGGAGAUGUAUAUUAUUUUCUUUAAACAUAGGGCCCUACUUUGGUUUCCACUGCGGGCUGAGAUCAUGAACAAGAAGAAAGGAGGAGGUUGGUGAAGUUUAUUCAUUUUGCCAAAAAUAGGUUAUUUCCUCCACUGUGAAAUUAAAUUUUCCUUACGUUCCAGCCAGCUGAGCACUCAUGAGUACUUUAAAAAAGCCCAGUGAGCUUUUGAUAAAACUUAACUUCAGACUGCCCUUUAAAAAAGAACAUCGGUUGCUAGUUGGGAGGGAGGGAGGGAGAGCCAGCCUGGUGCUCUGUGGGCCUCAGCCAAACCAGUCACACUUCUUUCCUAAAGCUAUGCUCCAGGAAACACCAGCACUCGUGCAUGGCACACACAAAACCAGCUGCAAUAUAUUUCUCUGCAGCUGUGGUACAAAUCAUAUUGAGUAAAGGCACUCGAUUAGAAGACUGCUGCUGCUCCAUGAUUCCCAUCUACAGUUUCUUGCUUGCAUGUGGCAUGUUGAGAGUGGUGGGAUUGGCGCAUGCUGCUUUCACCUCUUGCUGGUCAUUGUGACCACACUUUUAAAAGUCAUGCUCUCAUCUUCCUUACCAAGGCUUGUGUUUAGUUCUGUGAUGAGAUUUUCUUCUCGCUUGAGUUCCAGCAUAGUAACUGUGGAUUAUAGGCCUGAGAGUUAAUGCUCCAUCCAUACUCCAGCCUUGCCAUGCUGGAGUUUAAAUGACUCAAUGUGCCUAUGAAAUGAGCUGUUGAAUUAAUGGUCUAAUCUAAAAAGGUGCAGCAUGCACCGCUAUACACAAUUUUGCCUCAAUUUUUUCAAUAGUAUAUUAUUUGUGGUUGUGAUUCUAAAUUAUACCUGUAAACUGGAAUAGUAUAGGGUAGUCUCAUUAAAGGUUUUUCCCAUC
Molecule: messenger RNA, 7243 nt
Organism: Caretta caretta (loggerhead turtle)
Lineage: Eukaryota; Metazoa; Chordata; Testudines; Cheloniidae
Gene: TBXAS1
Product: thromboxane A synthase 1
Molecular function (GO): heme binding; steroid hydroxylase activity; iron ion binding
Source: RefSeq, a predicted model, not a curated record